Messenger RNA from Fraxinus pennsylvanica, 1074 nucleotides. The record is from the annotation of a GenBank genome assembly. NCBI's taxonomy places the organism in Eukaryota, Viridiplantae, Streptophyta, Magnoliopsida, Lamiales, Oleaceae.
AUGCCUCCGAUUCUGCGCCUCAACGCCGGAGUUGUGUUGUCGAGGAAGAGCGGGGAAAUUAGAGAAAGGGAAAUUUGGGUUUGGGGUGAACAAAGGUCUUUUUCUGCGUUCCCAUCUCCAUCCCCGUUUUAUGCUGAAGAUUUCGAUUAUAAGACCCCUAAUUUUGAUCAGAAUCAGAAUUUGGAGGAGUACAAGGAAAAUGAGGACGCCGGAAAAAUAUCAGUGAAAGCUUUUUUCCUUUGCACCAGUGUUGAUUUGAAGAGCAUGCAAGCGGAGAAUUCAGGCAAUGUUAUUCCUCCUAGCUCGCGUUCAUCUAACUAUAUUGCGCUCAGAUUUUGCGAUCCCCCACUGCAAACUGGAAGCGUAUUUGUAAAGAAUGCUAGUUGCUGUCGUUACAUGGUUGUCUUCCAAUAUGGUUCAGCAGUCCUGUUCAAUGUGGAGGAUCAUGACGCUGAAUACUACCUACAACAUGUUAGACGAUACGCUUCUGGAUUGCUUUCUGAGAUGAAGAAAGACGAUUAUGCCAUAAAAGAGAAGCCCUUGUUAGUUGAGGAUAUGCAGGGAGGCCCAGAUCACAUUAUUCUGAAAAAUCUGGACCUAGAUAGUAUCCGCAUAAUUAGCAGUGUUCUUGGUCAAAGUAUAGCGUUGGAUUAUUUUGUCUCACAGGUUGAUGGCAUAGUUGAAGAGUUCACAGAUAUUAAUCGUGGUAUGGAGAAAAGUGGUACUUUCACAAUGGAUCGGAAGAAACUCUUUCAACUUGUUGGAAAGGCCAACUCAAAUCUAGCUGAUGUGAUUCUCAAAGUCGGUCUUUUUGAGAGAUCAGAAAUAGCUUGGAGAGAUGCAAAAUAUGGGCAGAUACUGGACUACCUUCGAGAGGAAUACGAGGUCGCCCAACGAUUUGGAAAUCUUGAUUAUAAGUUAAAAUUUGUUGAGCAUAACAUUCAUUUUCUUCAAGAAGUGCUUCAAAACAGAAAGUCAGAUUUGCUGGAAUGGUGCAUCAUAGUUUUGUUGAGUAUAGAAAAUGUAAUAGGGAUAUACGAGAUUAUUCGCGGAUCUACCGGAAUUGCAAUAUGA